Danio aesculapii is the source of this 1524-nucleotide messenger RNA. RefSeq lists its product as uncharacterized. The transcript is spliced from 7 exons. NCBI's taxonomy places the organism in Eukaryota, Metazoa, Chordata, Actinopteri, Cypriniformes, Danionidae. The coding region runs from base 215 to 1441 and encodes 408 amino acids. The record is from RefSeq and is a predicted model, not a curated record.
UUAAUAUCUUGCGCAUUUUGUCCUAAUUGGAUCGAUUCCCCCUCAUUUCAGGGAUUGGAAAUCACGUGGUUUAAAGAACUUGGCAGCCUGGGGACUCAUGACACAGCAGGAAUCUCUCUCGCUCUAUAAAUACACGAGGAGAUAGACAACAGGAAGACAGCAUCUCUACAAAGACUGUAUUGAGGCUUUAGCAGCGUCCACUCAUUCGAACACCAUGGCUGACAGCAAAGAGCUCAUGCUCAGUAAUUCUGUGGGCAAUCCAGAGUUUAUUCACGAGCUUCUUCCAGCUGCGGAGCGAACGGCUCUUCUCUAUCAUCUGUCUUAUCUGUGUUUGGGAGGAUUCCCGAAACUGGAGAGUCUGAUUAGAAAAAGAGCUCUGGAGACUCAGAGACUGUUUGGAUCCUCUGAAGAUGUUCUGCUCAGUUGUUCCAGCACUAGUGAUAACCUGGUGACGUCUCUGUUCCCUAUGCUGAUGUACGCUGAUGAAAAUAAUGAAGCCAGUCUGCCUGUGAAAUACCUGGAGAAAGCCAGAGCCUGGAUCGAUGACAUCAUUAGAGCCAUGGAUGACAUGGUGAACAGGUAUGAUCAACAAAACCGGAGCAUGGCGUCAUGCACCAGUGAUGGGAUCGAGGAGCAGAUAGAGACCGCAAAAAAACAAAAGAAACACUUGGAGGAGAUAAAGAGUCUGGAGGACACCUUGAACAAGCUUGAAGAAGAGCUGAAAAAGAAUACUCAAUCCAUAGAAGAAAUGGAUAGAAAAAUUGAAGAAAAAAAUGCAGAACUGCAGAAUCAUAUUCAAGGUGUUUCCAAGAGCAGGCGUGAUAUGGAUAUUGUGGCCAUAGCGGUGCCAAUUAUUGGACUCCUGGCUAAAUCAAUUUAUGAGUUAGCCACUGUUCCAGGUGAAGAUGCUAAAACUGAAUCUCUGGAAGCUGACCUGUCCCGUUUCUCCACUGAAAAGCAAGAUCUGCACAACAAAGAGUGCGAGAUCCAAACCAAACAGACUGAGCUUCAGCAGCAGCUGGCCAACACCAAAGAACAGCUGUGUGUGAUUCCCGACCCCGUGCAUCUGAAGGACGUGCAGAAAUGUCUUUCUCGAAUCCAGCAGAUUCUGGUCGACCUGAAAAAGUUCUGGGAGAAAGUAGCAUCUCUGCUGGACUCGCUGAAGAAGAGGACCUUCGUUAAUGAAGAUCUCCUUGAGGAGCAGGACAUGAAGGAGGAGUUUCUGCAGUCCAUUGAAACUGCAGGACAGUAUUGGCAGAAAUUUAGCUUCUGCUGUCUGACAGCUCAGGGUAUCUUAAGCAUUCAGUCUAGAGAUGCUUAUAAAUUCCUGGAGACUGAUCCAUCUUCACUUUCACCAGAGGAAUGGAAUCAGGAAUACCAGUCUGUCAUGGAGAAGCUGAAUAAGAUCAGUCAGGAUUCACCAUCCGCCAUCACUGAGUGAAGCACAGAGAUUUGAGGCUGCUUUGUUCUUUGAAAUGCUAUAUUUGUAGAGCAUACAACAUUAUAAAAAUAUCUGUUAAUGAA